Caenorhabditis auriculariae is the source of this 10075-nucleotide messenger RNA. Lineage: Eukaryota; Metazoa; Nematoda; Chromadorea; Rhabditida; Rhabditidae. The record is from the annotation of a GenBank genome assembly.
AUGGAAAGUCAGUCUUUUUCAGUCGCCCUUCUCUUUGCGCUGACGGUUCUUCUAAGCCUCAUCCCCGACCCUGCACUUGCCCAAAAGAGUUGGUUUUUCUUCGUAUAACUUGAAUUAUCUCUCUACUUUAAGAGUGCUGCAACAAUCCUGUUUUUGGUGUGGGUAAACUCAGCUGCGGUAACGCUGGCUGUACGGACUGCUUGACCAAGGAGUUGAUCCUCAAAGAUGUUCCUUCCGACAACAGGAUCAUUGGGCUCGCUAAUGUUCUGACUUCGGCGUCGCGAAUCGUUUUUGAAAACGUUGUCCAAAAGCUUGACAUUUCUAAGUUGGAAGAGAUCUCGUUUAACGCAAUAGAUAGCAUGGAGUUUCCAGGUAAACCGUUGUUUAUAGUGUUUUUUCGUUUCUUUUCGAUAGAUUUGACAAAUAUUUUUGCUUCUGCCGCUUCAUCAGCAAAGGGGGACAAAAUGCAUUCUUAGAAGAUUAGCGAAAUUAUAGAUUUGUGUUGGAGAAUCACGCAUAUUAUAUUAUUGAGAUAAUUUGAAUUCAUUCUGCCCUUUUUAUGAAAAUGAUUUUUACAAUUGAUCUUUAUGGCAUGUUGAAUCAGUGAACGUCCAGAACAAGAUAAAAUAUCCAGGACAGGCGUAAUAUACGCGUGGUUAUCCCAAAAACAAUUUGAAGAAAUUAAAAACUCGAGCAAAAAAUAAAUUGCAGAAUCUGUUAUCCGAAUCAGGCGUACCAACUUCUCUGAAUUCUCCUUUGAGAGUUUGAAGAAAAUCACGGUUACUCCGCUGUUGCCGUACUGCAAGAAAGGGACCAUCCUGGACAUCGAUUAUUUGCCACCGGAGCUACUUCAAAUACUGCAGGAUCGCGAAAAGGUGGGAGAAUCCUCUAUGUUCAGAGUCAUUUCGGCGAUUUCGAAAUUGAAGAAGUUGGACCUGAAAAAGUCGGUAUGAAAAGUAAAAAAUUUCCUAAAGGAAUUUCUGUUUAAUCGUCCCUUGGCUGAAAAAUUCGUUUCAAAAAUUAUUUAAAACAAAACACUACGAUAAUUUCUUUGUAAAAACAGCAUAAGCCCUUCACUAUUGUUAUUUUUACCUGAAUCGAUCGAAAAACUGAAUUUCCUACUUUUCCCGUCCCUCGUUACCAACAUUCAACGUAUUGCAGGAGGUGUUGGCGCCUUGUGCGCAGCUUCUGACCACGAUUCCGCCACCGACUCCCGCUCCAUGUCCUGCGCCGCCCGUCUGUCCAACAUGUACAGCUGUCAUCCCCACCGGGAGCCGAUCGCCACAGAGAGCCAGUUCGAAUGGAUCGGUAGUCGGAGCUGCAGCGGCACUCGGCCAGAAGGAAGAUUCUUCGGAUCCCAAAAGCGACUGCAGUUGUUUUUGUGAGGACGUUUUAUCGAUCUGAAACUAUUUAUAUUAGGGUUAAGUGAUACGAAAUGUAAACAAAGCAUAUUAUUUUUUUUUUACAAAAAUUGAAAUGAAAAUUCGUUUUGAGUCUUCAGAAUCACCAAUUGUUAGCCUUUUCCUUCUAAACUUUUUUCCUCGCUGUUCACUAUCUGUGCGAAGAAAACUGUCAUCCACUGUUUCAAGAAUUUUAAAAUCCUCAUAAUAUGGAAAAAAAAAACUUUCAGGGACCGCCCUUUUUUCGGCCUGUGCCACCUCAUUUUUCUGGAUUCUUCUCUUUGCCGCGUUCCUGCUGGCCAAGAAGAUCUACGAUCAGAAGAAAAGGAAGGACGUCGCCCUUGAUGAUGUCUCCAGUGAAAAGUCAAAGGACCGCCCACACUCUGUCAAAGCCGGGACGACUUCUAAGGUUUCUGUCAACUGUUAACGAAAAAGUGCAAAAAGGCUCCCUUUUGCGCCCGUAUAUCAGCCGCUGAACCUCGACUCUUUUUUGUAACGGAAAAAAACCGAAUACUCGAAAAAAGGCGACAAACGGAGUUCUUCUUGUUUCUCACAUUACUUUGCAAGCGUUUUGGGUAUAGUCUGUUCAGAUUUUAAAUGUCAAGUCGUCGUUCAAGCUCCGCCCAUAAUGGUGCGAUAAACCAAUCAGAUGGCGAGCCAUCCACCGAGCGUUGUCGAAUGACGUCAUGCUACUUGACAUUCAAAAUCUGAACAGACUAUACUUGCGAUUUCUCCCGUGUAACUAUAGAACGGGAAGAUUUUUAUGCAGAAGAAUCAAAUUAUGGUUUUUUUUGUUGCCUUUGGAAGCAUCAAGGUCCGUUUUCAUCAAAUCCAUACUCCCUCUCCCUCCAAUCCUCCGUUUUGAAGCGUUUUCUAAGUGCCAUUGUAUACUCGGCUUUAAAAUUAGUAAAACUUUCUUCUGCUGCCUCGCGCUUCGAUAGCGCCACCGACGAUUCUGAGCAGCUCUCACCUUGCUUAGCGGCGUCAGCAUUCUUAAGAGAUCCCUAGAGUUGCUCAGAAACGUCGGGGGCGCGUCCGGUUUGCGUUAUCAAUGUCCGAGCGAAACGUCAAGAGAUAUGUUUUUAAGAAAUCGUCUGGUAAUGAGGCUCCAACACCCGUCACCAGCAAGGAUGGCCCGGGUACGGAGGUUCCAACAGGCGUCACCAGCAAAGAUGGCGCUGCGACAGACUCCAAGCUGAGGAAAGAAAUCAACGCAAUUGUCAAAGGAUGUGAGUUGGCUUCUAUUUUCUUUUCCGUUUUAGUCGAUUCAGCUUGUCACGGUUUUCUUCUUUCCUUUGAGCUACUUCUCUUUAAAACGCGCAGCCUGUCUCUUUGCCUUUAAUACAACAGAGAAUAAAUAGAAGGCGGAUUCACAGAGACAAUUUUGAAAGAAAAUAUCGCGACAUGCUGGCCCGGAUCACACUUUAUAAUCAUCUACCGAAUGAAUUUUCUUACUUUCAGUGGAGUACAUGGCGUACUGCGUGCAUCAGAACUUCUACAACUUGAACUGUUAUCACUCGAAGUUUCGUAAGUUACUCGUUUUCUAGAUCUUUUGAAUUUCCUUGUUCGCUUUCAGUUUUCGACUUGGACGACAUGAAAUCAAUGGGUGUGGACGGCAUAAGUGAGUAUAUUUUAUUCGCAAAAGAAAUAUUAGUUGUUUUUUUUUUUGUAAAUUCUUGUGAAAUAUUGUUUCAAUUGAAGUUAUUCGCUUUUUUUUUCGCUUGACGAAAUAUUCAACAACUUGGUUCGCCUGAAAACUGAUGUAAUCUGAUAUCAAAGUUUAACAAGAAAAAUCUUCAGAUGAACAAUUCCUUAACGAUUCUUAAACGUUUCUCAUGAACCAUUGAAAAUGUUCACAGGGUAGUUGUCAAAUUCAACCGUUCAAACUUUUUCAACAGUUGACCUAGUUUCGAACAUUCUCAACAGUAUAUUUUCAACGGUAUCUAUUUUUUUUCAAUCGAUGAACCGUUGGAAUGAUUUUUAGGUUGAUUAAAAAUUUUUCAAACAUUUUUUUAAAUCAAAAUUCACGUUUAAAAUCGAAAAGUUCAAACUGGUGAAAGUUUGAUCUUGACGAUUAUAGUCCACAUGGUCUCAAUAAAUCAUGAGACCAUACUUUUUUUGCGAUAAAUAGUUUUUCAGGAACGAAAUGAAGAAAAAAACUUUUUUUGCGGCAUUAAAACAAAAAAAUUAGAGAUAUUAUCAACUUUUACCCCCACUGCAGAGAAGAUUGAAUCAAGGUCGAAAAAUGAAUAAUAGAAAAAAUAUUCGACGUAAUCCCUUUAGAACCCGUUGAUUGAUAGCUGUUAAAUUUGGUCUUCAGGCACUCGAAAGCUUAAAUUUUCAGACCGAACAUUCUACGAAGCGUACGAAAAGGUGCUGCUCGCCCAGCAUAAUCUGGAUAAGGGCCAAAGUUUGGAGAAUCUCGAAACAUUAAUGGCGAAAAAUUCUCUUUACGUGCCACAGACUGAACUUUUCCGUGGCAGGGACGAUUUUCUCCCAGCUUUCGUACCAGCAGAUUUUAUUGAGUACAAAGUAUCCAAAAGAAGCAAUGUGGUCACGAUUCUGGAGCUCGACCAAGAAAUGAAACCGACUUUGGAAAAGAAGGCCGGCAAAAGCCGAACAGUUGAAGGGAGGAAGACCGCAGGAAAAGAAGACAAAGAGAAGAAGGCUGAGAAAAAAACAAAGACCGCAGCUGGAAAAACUGCAGGACCGGUGGAACCAAAAAAAACACCCAUCAAUAAAUUGACUCCUCCUUUUGACUUACUAGAAAGAUUGAAGGCGGUGGCCAUAUAUCCGCACUUGACGGAAGAUGAACCUGUUCCUCUGCAACAGGACAAUUCUCCCAGCGAACCCCCUGUAGACCCCGCGACGGAGAACAAACUAAACGAGAAGCGGAAAGAAACGAGUGAUAACAUCGAAAAAAAGUACAGGAAAUGGAGAGGUGAAAAGCCUAAACCAGGAGAAGAGGCCAUUGCCAAAGCGUGUGAGUCUCAUUUGGUUAUUCACAGUGUUCCAAAACGGUUCAGUAUAGGCGAAAAAUAUGGUCGUCCAAAAUGGCGAAACUGCAACAUUUCGAGGGAUACUUGAUUUUGCAAAAGCUAUUUCGUCUCUUUUUUCACUUGAAUAGAUCAAAGUUGAGAACGGUCGUAAAUUAGUAACGUUCGUGCCAAGAUUUACUUCCGUUUUUCGCAUGCGAAGAGAAUUUUCAGUUUUGUAAAAGCCCUUCCAAAAAUAUCUUAAACUACAUAUUUGAGCUAGAUAUCAAACUUGAAGUUUUUGGAUCAUAUUUUCACGAACUUUUUUUCCAAUUUCGAUCGAGAAUGAACUUCUUUCAGAUUGAACUGUGAAAACAAAAAAAUUUCAGGGCUACUUUUGGGAUCACUGAACCGAUUUAUGUAUGAUCAGAGCGACACUCACAUAAACAUAAGAAAGGGUUAGUUUCAGUUGUCUUUUGAAAAAUAUGUAUUGUGUUUGAAGGAUAUUUCUCGGUCCGCUUUUGAACGAUAUUCAAAAGCGGGAUCGCACUUGUUUUUUCAGAAGAACUCUAUAGAAAAUUCUUCUUCCUAUUUGGCUUUAUGAGAAAAAAAACUUUAUUGAGUUUUAAUAUUUUUCAACGUCGAAUUCAAAACGCGGGUUUUACUUUGACUUUCUCGGUUUUCAGACUAUUGCCAAGUCUCUUUUAUAAUGUGCCGUCUUUUGUUGGCGGAAUUGAAAGAAGAUGAGCAGCUCAACAACAAAGCGGCCUACUCGAACGACCGGUUCACGAAGGGAAUCGUCAAGGAUCUCCACUGUAUGAUUUGAAAUGCCGGGGGUAUGAAAACAAGAUUUGCGAAAUUUGCGUUGACGAACUUAUCGAAGACCGCGAAAUCGCGGGCGGUGUAUGCCACCGUGUAUGCAUACUGUUUGCGCAAAAAUCAAUAAACACCUUUCCGACGGAACUUUUUCCGACUUUUUUUUUGCCUCUUUUUUCAAAUUUUUGGAUUUCGUCACUCAUUUUUUUUGGUUUUCUCUGUUAUUUCAUCUUUUCCAUCGCAUUAUGAUCCUCUGGUACGCAUUGUUCCUAAUUUUUCUCGAUAACAAUAUAUUUAUCGAUAGGAAACGAUGUCAAUGAAAAAAAAAGAUUUGGAAACAACAAAUCUAUGGACUAUGGUGAAAGAAAAUGAAAUAAAACAAGAAAUUGGAAAAAUAAGAAAUGACACGAGAAGAAUGUGAAAGAUAUAGGAAAUUUUGAUGUUGCCCGAAACGAAAAACAAUAACUUACAGAUUUGUAGGAAUCAGCGUCACUCAAGUAAUCAAGCAUGUCAUCCAAUGUUUCUCUCAUAGCUCUUUCUUCUUCACUCAUUCUGUAAUUGAAACGCAGAAAAAAACUGUUAUAAACAAUGUUCCAACAGCCAUCACGACGAAAAAUUAUUCCAAAAAAAUUUUUUUUUACUUCAAAACAAAAACUUGAGGUCUUUUUUUCCGAUACAAGGAUCAUAAUGCGAUGGAAAAGAUCUAAUCUUGUUUUCAUACCCCCGAAAUGCCACCUUGAAACUUAUCACAAAAAACGGUAUUCAACAAAAGUUGAGAAAGAAAAUCGACGGUUCGAGAGCUGAUAUAGAAAACAAAAAAAAAAUUCGAAUUAGAAUAUUUAAUUCCAAAAUUUUUUUUAGCUAAUUUGUGGAUCGUUAUGGAAAAUUUUCAUAAUCAUGAAAGUCAAAAAAAAAAUUCACUGCUGCUUUUUAUUGUUGAUGAACACCGACGCAAAUGAUUGAUUAGAAUAAAAGUUGAAACAAGUGAACGUUGAAAUCAAAGACAUUUUCAAGUUGAAAUCGAAGACAAAACGGAGUUUCGUCGAAAAACCCUCUUUUCUUGGCAGCUUUCGUAGACGUCUACGACAUUCUCAACAGCGAAGACUUCCCCCAGCCGGUAGACCUAGAGCUGAAGACGUACCUUCAGGAGAGCGAAUAUGAAAGAUUCCUCGCUUUGAAGUACAUGGGAGCAGAUUAUCGUGAAUGGAAAGGACGUGAGUAACUUCCAAAUUCAUCGAGGGUUUUGGCGAAGUCGAUUAUGGUCAAUUUUUUCGAAAACGCGCAUCACGUACACAACAAACCACCCUUGCCAAUUUGCCUAUGUCGCCCUCUAAGCCGGCAAAUUUUUGUUUUGGACGAAGUUUUUUGAAAGUACGAUAUAUAGUCAAUGUUUCCCGACUUGAAAGGCGAGGUAGGCGGGGCAAGGGGCGGGACGCGUAGCGUGUGCGUACGAGGUUCUUGGCGCCAGUUCAAUUCAAUCGCCGCCGACUAUUCAAAAAGCUCGGUCACCGCUCUUUUUCUGUAUUUUCUACUAUUCUAUUUUUUGAUGCACACAAGAACAUAAUCAAUAAAUAAUUAAAAAUGAGUGAGGAGAGCGAUAAAUGAGCUCUCUGAAUGCUCGCUGGCGGUUGAAUUGAACUGGCGCCAAGAACCUCUUACGCACACGCUACGCGUCCUGCCCCUUGCCCCGCCUCCCUCGCCUUUCAAGUCGGGAAACAUUGACUAUUUAUCGUACUUUCAAAAAACUUCGUCUAAAACAAAAAUUUGCCGGCUUAGAGGGCGACAUAGGCAAAUUGGCAAGGGUGGUUUGUUGUGUACGUGAAGCGCGUUUUCGACAAGAAGUUCAAGAGCGAGCGAAACUGAGUAAAAAGAUUAUUCGAAGUGGAACUCCAAAACCGUAGAAAAUAACAAAAUGAUCGAGAACCGUUUUGGAAAAGUCAAAAUAAAUGAAAUAAAAGAGAAUGGUGACGCCAAUUUGAACUCGAGUUCCCCGUUUAAGGACAGUAAAAAAUGGGGUUUCAGGUGAAAGCAGUAUAUUAUACAGUUUUUCUUUGCGAAUCGAAUGGUGUACUCAAAAAAUUAGAGAUGUGACAACUUUAAAUGAAAAACGCGAUUUUACUUUCCCGCUUUUUUAUUUUUGAAAAAAGCUUUGGAUCGGUAUGCAGACAAAUGUUUACAGUAGCAGUGCACGCGAUGUUGCGGACGUCUCAUUAGACUCGCAUUUUGUGAGAAAUAACCGGAUAUCUGCUUUAAAUCAAGGAGUUUCUACUCUGAAAAAUCGGUUUAGAAAACAGAAAACACUCAUUGAUAAUAAAGAAAACACAAAUAAUCGCUAUCCCAAUCGAAACCUGUGUAAAAUCAUCAUUUUUCGCCAGAGAAGCAUUUUUGCGAUCAAAGUUUGCAAAUUAUACAUGAAUAGAAAGCUUUUGUGACAAAAAGAACUUUGGUGAAAACAGAAAAAAUUGAAAAUUGAAAGAAACGAAGAAAAAAGCUAAUAUCCGAAAGAAGGCGAAGCCUGUUGUCCAUAGAGAAACUUUACUGCGAAGCGCCCUUUUCGCGGGAACUCAAACUUUCUUCUCUCCGACUUUGAAUUAUUUUUUCUCCAAAUCUAGGAAGUUUGGUUCAUUUCAAAGAUCACCGUUCGAUUUUCAAUGAAAAGCUCUACAAAGUACUGCUUUUAACUGAAACACCGUUUUUUUUUUACUAUGCCUUUAAUAUAGGCAAAGAACAAACGACCUUUUUUUUCCUUCAGGUCUCGUUUACACGCAGCCAAUUCCGAAACAAUGCGAGAGUGUUAUAGACGCUGUUCAUCGCAUAAAGUGUACGUUUGAAUUAAGAAAAAUGUUCGAAACCUUGUGAACAAAAAGAACGCGCAUUUUUUUGAACGCUAUCAUAGUCAAUCCUUCCCGUCAUGAAAGGCGACACGGGUGUAUUAAGGGCUGCGACGCGUUUUUUUGGCAGGGAGCCCGAGGUUGAACGCAAUCAUGGAAAAAAAUGUAGUAAAAACAAGUUAUUUACUUUUUUUCAUACUUCUAUUCGUCCAAAUAAAUCUUUCUAAAAAUCAUAAAAAAAUAUGAAGUUAUUGAAAAAAGUUUGGAAAAAGAAGGAUUUCAAUGGUUGCUCGCGUUCGACCUCGAGAUUCCUCGCGCUUCGCUUCGCCAUGCAACGCUUAACGCUUGCCAAUCUACUCAUCUCAAAAAUUCCAAGUCGAGAAAAAAAUGAUUAUAGAAACUUGCGAAGAUUCGAGAGUCGAUUAUUCAAACGUAUACUCAUUUUAAUAAUCCGAGUCAAUUUCUUCAUCCCUCAAUAUCUCAUUAUUUUAGAUGCUGAAGAAAAAUAUGACGUAGUGGCAUAUUUGGUGAAUAAGUUCGUCAAGCGCAGAAAUCUGACGGUCGUCCGCAAGAAAGUUACUCCCGCUGUCAUUGCGGUUAAAAAACCCUAUGCGCCUGCCGACACUUUUCUCGAUCGCGAAGGGACAUGGAGGCUCUCGCGCGGUCUUGAGGCAGUCCGUCUUCUACAACUUUACAAAAACUACUCAGAAAAACUGAGAACCUGAAACAGAACUUUUAGAAAAAAAAGCCUUCAAAAGUCAUGGUGUGGCGCGACACGUGUCUUUUCGUGACUUUUUAUCGGAAAUGUUUUUCCAAAAAAUAGUAGGUUUCAGAUAACAAGGUCCUUUUUCUUGAAAAGGUUAUAGUCUGUUCAGAUUAUCAAUUUAAAAUGCAAUGACGUCAUUAAAACACUCUGUGUCGCUCUCUGAUUGGUUUAUCGCACCAAUAGGGGCGGAGCUUGAGCGACGACUUAACAUUCAAAAAUCUGAACAGACUAUAGAAAAAAAGGAGCUUUUUGUCCUUCUUUGAAAGUUCUCAAGAAGUCAUAUAUAUAUAAUCUAUUUUUUUCAGCCGUGUAGAAAUGGACCGACCACUAAUUGUGAGAUUAAAGAGUUGAACGAAGCAAUGAACGCGAGAAAUUCGAGAGAGAAGGAAGAGCUGAAGAGAAAGGUGAGCAUGACAGUUCAAUUUAGAUCAUUUUCUUUUACCUUUUUUAUUCUAUAUACGAAUCCAUUUCAAUUGCCUUAAGGAACAUGAUCUGAUUAUUCGAGAAAAGGGGAACACCUUAUCCGUCAAAAAACUACUAAACUAUAGUUAGGGAGCGCUUUGUUUGAAAAUUGAAAAAAAAGCCUAAAAAACGUAAGCCGAAAAUUCGAAAAACGCCAUGUUUUUCGGUUUUCCCGCGCGUCACUAAAAGCUUCGUAACUCGGCCUAAAAUCAAAAUUUUUUGAAAAACUAAACUGAUUUGACUUUUGGACAUUCUGUUCUAUCAGAUGAUAUUGGAUUCGACUGUCCAUAACUUUUUUUUCGAGAAAUGGCUUGUGGUGCAUAACUAUAGUAGUUUUUUUUGACCAUUUGAGCAACAACUAAUGACCACUGAAGAAGCUCCUCUAGGGCCACUUGGAGAGGGCACUGAAGUGGCCACUAAAACACCUUUUAUAGAAGCCGCUGUGUUGCACCUUAGUGAAAAAAAUACAAUAGUUUUUUUAAUACUACCACUUAGACUCUUAAAGAGGCUCCUUAAUUUUAUUCGCUCAAGUGGCCGCUAAAUCGCCUACUGUAGUGGCCACUAAAACGUCGAAAUCGUAAAGUGGCCACUAAAAUUGUUCCCAGAUACACGAAAAAAAUCUCCUGUGUCGCAGUUUUUAUCAAAAAGCUUGAUUAAUUUCAGAAGGAGAAGGACGGAAAACAGGCCGAAAAAAGUAACCCAAUCGCUGAAAAAACGACUCCGACGUCGAGAAUCGAAGCUCCCAAGGAAGGGAAGACGCCUUCCAAGGCCUCGUCAAAGCCAUCUCGUGAUCCGCAGGACAAGACCGAGAACUCCCAUGAAUAG